AUGUCAACAUAUCAGAAUGAUACCAUAGCAACACAACAGGAAAUGGUGUAUUACAGGAUAACACAGCUUCAGGGAAGUUUGAUGGCUUCCGGUGUAAUAACGGAAGUGUUCCUUGCCGGGACUGGCCUUCUGGGAUACCUGGUGAAGUUGGUUGGUCCUAUCACAGUUUGUGUGACAAUAACCUCGAUUGGAAUCUCCCUGUAUCCGAUUCCGGUAUCCUACUGUAGUAGUUUCCUUCCCGUGGCUAUCUGUGCUUUAGCCAUGAUGAUUUUGUUCAUUAUGUACCUGGCACGAAUCAACAUUUCAACGCCCACAAUGAACUGCUGCAUGAAGAAAUCUAGAAAUGUAACGGAGCGCAAUAAGAGGACAAAAAUGCCCAUUUUUCAGUCAUUUUCGAUAUUCUUCACAGUGAUACUUAUGUGGGCGAUCUGUGGGAUUCUGACCUUUGCAGGUGUGUUACCUGAUGACCCCAGUGACCCCGCCUAUCGUGCCAGGACAGACACUCGCGGAGAUCUGAUAUCCUUGUCACCAUGGUUUUUCUUCCCCUACCCGGGCCAGUUUGGCCCUAUACGAUUCAACACAGCCCUGUUUGUAGGAUUCAUCAGUUCCUACAUGUCCUCUAAUGUGGAAUCUAUUGGGGACUAUAUGACGGUUUCCAGGGUAACCGGGACAUAUCCUCCACCUCUACAUGCAAUCAACCGUGGGAUACUCACAGAGGGCGUCCUUGGGGUGGUAGCGGGGGCCCUCGGGGCCGGGCAUGCUACUACCUCAUACAGCAGCAACACUGUUCUGAUAAAACUUACACAGGUGAGGUCACUUGAUAUAGAAAUAUAUAAAUAG
Pecten maximus is the source of this 840-nucleotide messenger RNA. RefSeq names its product solute carrier family 23 member 1-like. The record is from RefSeq and is a predicted model, not a curated record. The coding region runs from base 1 to 840 and encodes 279 amino acids. NCBI's taxonomy places the organism in Eukaryota, Metazoa, Mollusca, Bivalvia, Pectinida, Pectinidae. The transcript has 5 exons. Gene Ontology annotation, biological process: transmembrane transport. Gene Ontology annotation, cellular component: membrane. Gene Ontology annotation, molecular function: transmembrane transporter activity.